AUGUUAGAGGAUUUAAGGAUGUAUAUGAUGGAAAGGGUGUUCAUCAUGAAAGCGAAGGGUCAAGGAUGGGGCAACCAAAUCUGUCCAGCAAUUAGAGAAUUAGUUAAUGAAAUUAAGAAAUCCCAAAGACAUUACCAAGUGUUACCUAGUGGAUUAAAUCAGUUUGAAGUAAAAGGAACUAGAGAUGCUUAUGAGGUGCAUCUUGAAAGGAGAACUUGCUCUUGCAGUCUAUGGCAACUUAAUGGAAUGGGUUGUGUCCAUUUUAUUGCAGCCAUGAGUUAUAUGAAUAGGGAUGUAGAGUCAUAUGUGGACAAGAUCUUUAGUAGCAUCACUUAUAUGAAGGCAUACAAGUUUAGGUUAACACCUAUGAAUGGAAGUAAUUUGUGGCCUACAAGUGAGUACACCCCACCUUUACCUCCUAUUCGUAGAACUUUAUCCGGGAGACCCGCAACUAAAAGGAAAAAGGAUUCAAUGGAAAACCAAUCAAGUAACAAAUCAAAGAAGAGUAACCAAACACAAGGCAAUGAUGGUGGAGAAGCAGUUGAUGAGCUUGAUCAAGCAGUCAAUGAGGGUGGAGAAGCAUUCAAUGAGGGUGAAGACAAUGUCAAUGUUAGUGAGGUGCAUGUGCAACAAGAUUAUGAUGAGGUGGAACUCACUCCAAUUGCAACCUUUUUGAAUAAAAUCAGAUGGAAGAAAUCUGAAACGAUUUUUCAAGUUGAAGCUGGGCAAGAGAGUUGGUGA
Molecule: messenger RNA, 741 nt
Organism: Lactuca saligna
Lineage: Eukaryota; Viridiplantae; Streptophyta; Magnoliopsida; Asterales; Asteraceae
Source: the annotation of a GenBank genome assembly